Porites lobata is the source of this 1244-nucleotide messenger RNA. Lineage: Eukaryota; Metazoa; Cnidaria; Anthozoa; Scleractinia; Poritidae. The record is from the annotation of a GenBank genome assembly.
AUGAAAACGGUAUUGGUGCAGGAAAUGGUCAGGUUUAACAGGCAAACGAGAAGUCGUGCGAUCUUCGCUUAUCAACAUACAGAAAGCUGUUAAGGUGAGUGAAACUUCAAAUAAAUUGAACAGCUAUUUUUAUAGAGUUCUUGUUUGAAGUUUUGACUAAACGUGAAGUAGAAUCUUUAUUCCUUUAAAGUCUCUAAGGCAGACCGUGGCCAUUGCGACGGGAAGUGUCUACGCGCCUUAUAGAGAGUCAGAGAAAAUGACUGAAAAUGACUUACUCUAGGUGUCCAAUGCAUAGAGGGUCAAAUAAGACAGGGACUAACUUUUGACGUCUAAAGAGAGUUGACUAUAUUACUGGACCCUCUCGAACUUGUCGCUGACUAAAAGCAGUAAAUACAGUUUCCCCUAAGGUGGAAAUAGUACGUCAGGUAACCUCUGUUAUUUCAAAUCAUUUUGCAUUCAUCUGUGUGCGAUAUUGGACGAUAUGUUGCACACUGCACUUGUGUCUAGGAAAUCUAACCGAGACAUAUUACCGUUUCCUCUUACCCCUCCUGGCCGGGUAUAUAUUUCGCUCCUUUUUCUAUGGGGUAGGCAACUUACAGGAUGUUGUUUUCGCUGCGUGUUUAAGAAUGGGACUCACUAAGCCGGUUUACCCGACCUUUUAUGUGAUCCCUAAACAUUGCUCCACAGGGACUAGUUGUUAUGUCCUCUGAACUAGAGGAGGUAGCGAGCGGCAUCCUUAAAGGCAAAAUCCCUGGUCUGUGGAUGAAGAAGUCCUACCCAUCUCUUAAACCACUCGGCAGUUACAUCAAUGAUCUGAUUGUUCGCCUCAAGUUUCUUCAAGCGUGGUAUGACAUUGUCACAAUGGAGUGCCUCCCGUGUUCUGGGUAUCUUGUUUUUUCUUCACUCAGGCCUUCUUACCAGGAUCAAAGCAGAAAUGCGCCAGAAAAUACAGCAUUCCUAUUGAUCUCCUAACGUUUGACUUCGAGGUUCUUGGCGACAAUAAUUACGAAACUCCACCCGAGAACGGUGUCUAUGUUAAUGCCUUGUUCAUGGAAGGCUGUCGAAGGGAUCGAGAAAAGAGAGUGAUUGGAGAGACGCACCCGAAAGCUUUGUAUGAAGCAUGCCUGUUUUGUGGCUCAAACUUUGUAAGAAGGAAGAGAUUGUUGACCGGCCGCAUUAUGUCGCCCCUGUUUAUAAAACAAAAGAGAGGAGAGGUACGCUCUCUACCCAGGCCACUCCACUAA